AUGAAUAUCUUCCGACUUUUCGGAGAUUUGUCGCAUUUGGCGGCGAUUGCCAUCCUGCUCCUCAAGAUUUGGAAGACGAGAUCGUGCGCCGGCGUCUCUGGAAAGACACAAUUUCUCUUCGCUCUUACAUUCGUUACAAGAUAUCUUGAUCUCUUCCUCCAUUUCGUUUCUUUAUACAAUACAGUCAUGAAGCUGAUCUACAUCGCUGCGUCCAUUUUCACAUGCUAUCUUAUUUUCUUCAAAUUCAAAGCGACUUACGACGGAAAUCACGAUUCGAUGCGCGCCGAAUUCCUCAUCGUCCCCGCUGCCGGCCUCGCCUGCCUUAUCAACUCAAAGUUCGACGUUAUUGAAAUCCUAUGGACCUUCUCCAUUUACUUGGAAGCUGUUGCCAUUCUUCCACAGCUCUUCCUCAUUUCUAAGACCGGAGAAGCCGAGACAAUCACAUCGCACUACCUGUUCGCCCAAGGUUCUUACCGAGCACUUUACAUUCUCAACUGGGUCUACCGAUACUACUACGAAAACCACGUCGAUGCGAUCGCCAUUGUGGCUGGAGUCGUUCAGACCAUUCUCUACUGUGAUUUCUUUUACCUCUACAUCACCAAGGUCGUCAAGGGCCAGAAGAUCGUGCUGCCCGCAUAA
This is a messenger RNA of Oikopleura dioica, 639 nucleotides long. NCBI's taxonomy places the organism in Eukaryota, Metazoa, Chordata, Appendicularia, Copelata, Oikopleuridae. The record is from the annotation of a GenBank genome assembly.